Messenger RNA from Cercopithifilaria johnstoni, 621 nucleotides. The record is from the annotation of a GenBank genome assembly. Lineage: Eukaryota; Metazoa; Nematoda; Chromadorea; Rhabditida; Onchocercidae.
AUGGAGCACAACUUGUCCAAAGCAGAACCAUUCAAACUGAUUUAUUUUAAUGGCCGAGGCCGCGCUGAAGUAAUACGAUUGUUAUUCGCCCAAGCAGAUGUAAGCUACGAAGACAUCCGCAUCAAUAGAACAGAAUGGCCAGCUUUGAAAUCCAAAACGCCAUAUGGACAUAUUCCAAUACUGUAUGUAAAUGACAAAGUACUAGCGGAGAGUCACGCUAUCGAAAGAUAUUUGGCUCGGAAAUUUGGAUUGUUGGGAACAAAUGAAUGGGAGGCAGCAAAAAUUGAUGAAAUUAUUUGUAACUUAGAAGAUGUCUGGCAAAAAAUGCAGUCAUGGCUACAUGAAGGAAACGCUACCGAAAAAGAUGAAAUGUUCAAAAAGCUUGUUAAAGAAACUAUUGCUCCAUUCAUGCAACGAUAUGAACAAUUUCUACUAAAUAGUCGCAGUCCAUAUUUCGUUGGUAAUAAGAUUUCUCUGGCAGACAUAGCAGUUUUUAACAUGCUCAACUACUUCCAAGAAUUGAGGACUCACUACCCGAAACUAGCUGAAUUUGCUGACAAAAUUGGGCAGAUGCCGAGGAUCAAGGCAUGGAUCGACAAGAGACCAAAUACAAAUUUCUAG